Molecule: messenger RNA, 576 nt
Organism: Aspergillus calidoustus
Lineage: Eukaryota; Fungi; Ascomycota; Eurotiomycetes; Eurotiales; Aspergillaceae
Source: the annotation of a GenBank genome assembly
AUGUCUCAGCCCAACCUGGACCCCAGAGAUCCCUCUAACACAACACCUUACGCCUCCCAUCCGUCUUCUAUCCUCUGGGCACAUCAACUCCGGCGUGACAUCGUUGUACUCACCGAGUUGAUCAAGGAGCUCCAAAACGACCAUGCUACGACAACCAAGAUUCUGACCGACCUCGGUGAAACUGUUGACCUUCUACUUGCGCGGAUACGUACGCUUGAGCUGCAGCGCGACACUGAUAAACUCAUUCUCGCCCAACAGGAUACAAAACUGGAGGAACUUGCGGAUUUACAUACUGAGCAGUUGGCUAAGUACAAGACUAUGUUUGACGAUAUUCGGGCUACACCCGAGAAGGCAGAGUCUGCGAAUAAGAUGUUGCUAGACAGGGUUAAGAUUCUUGAACGGUCAACUUGUGUUCGUCAGAAGAACACGACGAGCGAACAAGUGGCGAGUGCAGGUGAGAAUAGACUUCAUGUCGCUGAACAAGUAGGCUGGGUACUGCUUCUGAAAACGCCGUUUCAGGUCCAAUUCGGCCUGGUCGAAUCCCUGCUCGAACUGCACCAGGAAAUCCGAGCCUGA